Emericellopsis atlantica is the source of this 1821-nucleotide messenger RNA. RefSeq names its product Set1 complex component spp1. NCBI's taxonomy places the organism in Eukaryota, Fungi, Ascomycota, Sordariomycetes, Hypocreales, Bionectriaceae. Gene Ontology annotation, cellular component: Set1C/COMPASS complex. Gene Ontology annotation, biological process: positive regulation of DNA-templated transcription. The coding region runs from base 224 to 1582 and encodes 452 amino acids. The transcript has 2 exons. The record is from RefSeq and is a predicted model, not a curated record.
GAAUGAGGUUACUUCACCUUGAACGCGUCAAGAUCAACGCGCCAAGCACAGUAUUAUCGUCGUUCCAUCCCUAUGAGACAUUCUGGAGAUUAUUUCUCAGAUUUUAAAUAACUUCUUUUGAAUCGAACGAGUGGCCGGGCUUCUCGGCCCCUCACGAUCCAGUCAUCAAGCAUCUCCAAAGACUCUGCUUUACGCAUCAUCCCACAGACUGCACAUGUGAGCUAUGGAUUCAACAAACGGUGAGCAAGCUCGCUUUGAGCUCAUAGACGCACACGUCAAGAGCGAAAACACACCGGCCGCGUCGCCGCAGCCUUUCAUCGCCGACUCGACGCCGGCUACAGACUCAAAAUCACACAUUGUACCGACACCUUCGGCAGAAGACAUGGUGGCGACCAACGGCGCACAGCCUUCCAAGAAGAAAGGCACAGCAAAAGUCACACAAAAGCCGGUCAAGCGGCCGAAACCUUCGGGACCACCCAAGAAAUCCGCCAAGAGAGUCAAGGCGGAGGACGCACUCGCGGAGGAAGGGUCACAAGCAGAGAUGGAAGACGGCUCCGACGAUGACAUAUCAGAUGAUAACACCUACUGUAUCUGCAAGGGAAAGGACGACCAUCGAUGGAUGAUCUGCUGCGAGAAGUGCGAGGAUUGGUUUCACGGCGAGUGCAUCAACCUGUCCAAGGAGGUCGGGGAGACACUCAUCGAGAAAUUUAUCUGUCCGAGGUGCACGACCGAUACAUUUACAUCACUCUAUAAGAAGACGUGUGGGCUAAAAGGGUGCCGCAAGCCAGCCAGGUUGGCGGCAGAUGGGGAUUACAGUGUAUUCUGCUCGAAUGAACACGCCCAGAGCUGGUGGGAGAGAAUGGUGUCGCGGCUGCCCAAGAGCCGAGGCAAGACGGGACUAAGCGACGAAUUGACACAGGACGAGCUCAUGGCGCUCCUGGCCAGUGGUAUGGGGACUGUGGGCGAGGACGGCAUGUUCCGGCCGGUGAAGACACCGUUUCAGGAUGGUGUGCCCAAGCUGGCGAACGGCGAUGGCGGCAACGACGGUGACUCAAAGGAGGACCUGUCACAUAUACUGACCGCUGAAGAGACAGCCAUCCUUCAAAGGGCGGAGAGAGCCCGGUACAGUAUGGCGCAGGAGACGAUACUAUGUGAUCACAUGAGGACCUUGAUCGAACUAGCCAUGAAGCGCCACCGACUGGCCGUCAAGGCUGGACGGCUCGCGAAGAACAGUUGCGGCUACGACCAUCGGCUCGACACGGUUACUGCACCCAAUGCCUUCGCCGCCUUCAUCAAGACCCCUGAAGGCGAAGCGAUUCUCAAGAACAAGAGUCUCAGCGGCGGCGUCGACAGUGACGACGACGAUGACCUGCGUGGCAUGUGUGAGGCCAGGCCUUGCAAGGCCCAUCGGGAAUGGGCGAAGAUACUGAUGCAUGGUGUCAAGUGUCAAAUCCGCGAAAUGGUCCGCCAGUCAGCCGAGAUUGAUGACGAGGAGAGGGUUGUUCGCGAUGCGGCCAAGGAGCGGUGGAAACGAAAGCUCGCUGAGAACAACUGGGUAGAGGCCAUUUACGACGACGACUGAUCAUCCGACGUCUGUUUCGCGUUUUCUUUGCCCACGGAGAAUCAUGGCAUGGAGUUCAGGCGUUUGUGAGCGGCAAACGAAGUUAAGCCUACCUUAGUGUUCGCCCUAUCCCAACGUUUCACAUCAGCUGAAUCUUAUGUUAUCCAGGGUCUAAUUUGCCUCGAAGCUGAGAAACUAUCGUACCACCACGGUGUCCUAUUCCAGGGCGUUUGCUCCCAUAACGCCCACUAUUCAGCCGG